UAAAGAAAAAGCAGGACAGAAAAAACAAGAAAAUUAAGAAGUUUGAAAAUUCAUCAAAAAUGUAUACAAAUCAAACUCUAGAAGGUUUUAGGUUCGAGAGUCAAGCUAAACCGUUCAAAACAGAGAUUUUUGAAGUUAGGUAGGUUCAGCCCACUUAGAAAGUUUUCAAGCUCAUGCCUAAAAUGCUGAAUAAGACUGCUCUACAACAACUAUAUAUUGACAAGUAGUAUAAAAAAUAGUCAUGGUUUUCCUAGUUUAGUUACCAUCUUCUUCUAAUCUCUAUCUCUUUUUCUUAUCCUUACCAUCUUUAUCAACAUGGGAAGCUUUUUUUAUCUAACACUCACCAUCUUCAUCUUCUUGCUCUGUUUUCAUUGCGUAUGUUGCCUAAACAUUUCACUUCCUCCAUUAAUCCCUGAUAUUUUAAAGUUUUUGGAUGAGAGAUUAGCUCUUGUUUACCCUAUAAUACAGGUUUUCAAGAACACAAUCACUCUAGACCCUUUGGGAAUCACUUCAACAUGGGUUGGUUCAGAUAUAUGCCAGUACAAAGGAUUUUACUGUGAUCACCCACCCGAUAAUCUCUCUGCUACUGCACUCGCUUCCAUCGAUUUCAAUGGCUUCCAACUCAGUGCUCCGAGUCUCGAUGGCUUCAUCGAUCAGCUUCCUGAUCUAGCUCUUUUCCAUGCCAAUUCCAACAAUUUCGCUGGCACUGUUUCCCCGAAAAUUGCAAAUCUACCAUUUCUCUACGAGCUCGAUUUGAGCAACAACAACUUCAUGGGAACAUUUCCUUCGGUAGUUCUCAACAUGCCGGGCUUAACGUUCUUGGACAUUCGGUUCAACUCCUUCACUGGUUCCGUACCACCCCAAAUCUUCAUGCAAACCCUAGAGUUCCUCUUCAUCAACAACAACAAUUUCAAGCUGACACUCCCGGACAACCUCGGUGCCACCACGGCGUUUUAUCUCACAUUGGCGAACAACAAGUUCACCGGUCCGAUCCCGAAGAGCAUUGGAAACGCUUCGUCGUUGAUCGAGGUGUUGCUUUUGAACAAUUUGCUAACAGGCUGUAUACCUUAUGAAAUAGGAUUUCUUAAAAAGGCCACGGUUUUCGACGCCGGAAACAACCGGCUGACGGGGCCUUUACCUUGUUCUUUGGGUUGUUUGGAGAGCGUCGAGCAGCUGAACUUCGCCGGAAACUUACUGUACGGGAAGGUACCGGAGGUGGUUUGUGGUUUGGGGAAUUUGGUGAACUUGUCUCUGUCUGAUAACUAUUUCACACAAGCGGGGCCCAUAUGUAGAGAACAGAUUAAGAGAGGGGUUCUUGAUUUGAGGAAGAAUUGUAUACAUGACCUUGCUGAUCAAAGAUCGGUUAAGGAAUGCACGGAGUUCUUUUCGCAACCCAGAAGUUGCCUCAGGCCAUCAUCCACAUUCAAUAUUAUUCCUUGUGGGGUUCAGCCCACUAAGCCUCCACCUAGAAGGGGAUCUAGAAGAAAAUUAUUGGUUUCUUACGCUGCUCUUUCCAGAAAUAAUAGAUUGUGAAAGAUUAAUUUUUGUAA
Molecule: messenger RNA, 1550 nt
Organism: Ziziphus jujuba (common jujube)
Lineage: Eukaryota; Viridiplantae; Streptophyta; Magnoliopsida; Rosales; Rhamnaceae
Exons: 1
Coding region: 316-1533 (405 amino acids)
Molecular function (GO): protein binding
Source: RefSeq, a predicted model, not a curated record